UGCGCCGAGCCCGGCACCGGCGAGCCCGCCCUCCCGGAUGACCCAUCUGGCGUCCAGUCUCCUAGCAACGACGCUAGACUCCUCCAACCGCUCUUGCCCUCCGCACGCGCCACCAUCUACCUACAAGCCCCCUGUAGGCGGCCAGUAAAGCCCCUAUACACCCCUCAAACUCCAGACCCUCCACUUCGAUUUACUUUCGUCUUCUAUGCCACCCCAACAAUUUGCUCUGAAUCAACCCCUUUCCUUUGUCCCCCAAUUCUCUGAGCUUCUCUAUCCUCAUACCAUCCUGGGGCUCCAUUCCUCCAUUCCCAGGGGCUGUCCAAGCUGCUCUGCUCCUCUUCGUUCAAAUCCCUCCCCAAGCCAGCAGCUUUUAGAUCAUGCCUGGAGGUGAGUAGAUAAGCCUGCCCAGAGUCCAGAGGAAGGCGGUGUGUGCAUUACUGAAGCCCUUAUCACGAAGCGGAACUUGGCCUUCCCUGAGGAUGAGGACCUGUCAGAGAAGAUGUUCCACACGCUUGCUGAACUGCAGACUGUCCGCCUGGACCGGGAGGGAAUUACCACUAUCAGGAACCUAGAGGGCUUCCAGAAUCUUCACAGCCUCUAUCUGCAAGGGAAUAAGAUCGAGCGAAUUGAGAACCUGGCCUGUGUCCCCUCCUUACGCUUCCUGUCUCUGGCAGGAAACCGAAUCAGGCAGGUGGAAAACCUCCGCGACCUCCCACACCUCCAGUUUCUGGACCUUUCUGAGAACCUGAUAGAAAUACUGAAGCUGGAUGAAUUCCCCGAGAGCCUUCUCAUCCUCAACCUGACUGGAAACAGCUGCACCAACCAGGAGAGCUACAGGAGGCUGGUGACAGAAGGCCUGCCACUGCUCCUGGACCUAGACGGGCAGCCUGUGGCAGAGCGCUGGACCUCGGAUGAGGAGGAUCAAGCCUCAAGCAAUGAGGACGAGGAGUUCCCAGAGCUGAGAGGCCCGUUCUGCUCAGAGCGAGGUGACCCUGCUUUCCAAGGCUCGCAGCAUCCCCAGAGCACACCCCUGCCUGCCCUGUGGGAUCUGAGAGAAGCUAAGACAGCGGUGGUGUCUGGGGACGUGGUCCCAGGGCCAGACCAGUCUGGGCAUGCAGGCUUCCUCAAGGAGCUGGAGCAGGAGACGAGCAGGCACCGGGAGCACAGGCAGCAGACAGCCCUGCUGGAGCACCUACUGAGGGUGGAGAUGCGGCCCGCCCUCACCGACCUCCCACCGCUGCCAGGGGCGCCCAUGGCCGGGAACAGCAGCCCUUCCGUCCCUCCCAGGCAAGGGAAGGAGACAUCCCCGGAGCCCGUCUCCUUGCCACAAGCCUCCUCUGCCACCAAGAAACCAUGCCUUCCGGCUUCCAGGAGCCAACAAAGCACUGUUCGGGCAGGGAAGGGGGCCCCCAGCACGACCAAAACUGUGACCGAAAAAAUCAAGAAGUGAAGCGCAGCCCAUCGCUACCAGCAAAGCCCCAGGAACACGGACGAGCGAAGACUGGAGUGGGUCUCCCCUCCCCCUCAAAGCCCUCGCCUGUGACAGGAGCCUGU
This is a messenger RNA of Globicephala melas (long-finned pilot whale), 1554 nucleotides long. RefSeq names its product leucine rich repeat containing 46 (gene LRRC46). Lineage: Eukaryota; Metazoa; Chordata; Mammalia; Artiodactyla; Delphinidae. The record is from RefSeq and is a predicted model, not a curated record. Gene Ontology annotation, molecular function: protein binding.